AUGGAGACGGCGGAGGAACCCUACGCCUACGCCUCCGACUCUUCCGCCUCCCAUACCGGCGCCGACGCCCCCGCCUCCAACCCGGGUGCCGCCGCCGGAGCGAGGAAGCGGAAGGCCCCGGCAGCCACGGCGAGGAAGCCUCGGAAGCAGCAGGCUCAAGAACCCAUUCAGAUCCCUGUAUACUAUGGACGAACCAAAGAGUUUUAUGGCGUGCAAGGCGAUGAUUUAGUUGAUUCUUCAUACAUUUCUCCUGGAGUAAAAGAUUGUGCACACGUUAUCGGCCAACUACCACUGCAGCCGCAGUCCAUGUCGUUGGUAGAUCUGCAACUCUGGAUCUUUAAGCUGUUCCGGCUCCAUCCAGAAACACAAGAUCUCUCUAUUAAGGGGUUCAUCAAACAACGGAAAACUGACUUGUUCGACGACUUCGAACCUGGCUGGUAUAUGGAGUACUGCCCGUGGGACACACGCUAUUUUCAAACUGACAAGUGCUGGAGUGCCUUUGCCAAUAAGUUAAAGCGGAAAAGGAAUGCGACACAAAAGUUCAUGUUGUAUGCAGAAUGCUCUGAGAUCAAGCACUAUGGUAUUUUGCUCAAAGCCGUGCACGAUGAUUACUCUCAGCUGGCAAGGGUUGUGUUUCCUGGGACGAAAUGCCUGACAACUUCUAACUUCCGUUUCCUCCGCCUAGUGGAAGACCUGUCAAUGACACCUAAGGAAAUUAUAGCUUAUCUCGCAGAACACUAUGGCGAGCAGAUGAACCCCCCUGAGGCGUGGAGGGCCAGACAGAAGGCUCUGGAGCGGGAGUUUGGUACAUUUUACGAUUCACACAACUUUGCCCCAAGGUUACUUAAGGACAUAACAUGUAAAACCCCUUGGGGUUUUGUAGACAUCAAGGAUGCGGAGGUUGCAGGAUGUAGCAACUUUCGAGUCCUCCACCGUAUAUUUUGGGCUUUUGGGCAGUGUGUGCAGGCCUUCAAUCAUUGUCGCCCUGUGCUAUGCAUUAAAGGCACACCACUAUGCGGGAAAUACCAAGAGGUGUUGCUGACUGCUAUAGCAUUAGAUGCUAAUGGUUACUCCAUUCCAGUAGCAUGUGCCGUCGUUGAGGGGGAGACCGAGGAAAGCUGGAUGUGGUUUCUUAGGAAUUUGGAGCAAGCAGUGAGGCAUCCAUCGGAUGUUUGCAUUUUACAUGACUACAAAAGAGAGUUGAUCGAUGCUAUAGAGGACUUUCUAAGUUCCGACCAACGACAAUGGCGGAAAGUAGAAAGCCGGUGGUGCAUGGAACACCUUGCCGAAGACUUCUUUGCAUAUUUUGGUGACAAGAACCUGGUGUUGAUGUUCAAGAAACUUUGUCAGCAGAGGCGACUAAAUAAGUUUGUUAAAAUCUGGAAGGAGCUCGACGAGUUGACAACAAAAUAUACAUCAGAGAGAGAAGGUGGUACUAGUGAGGAAAUGCAGCAAGAGUUAGUCCAGCAUGAUGAGGCAGACCUGGAGGCACAAAGCCCAUGCAACCGACCUGAUUCAGUGGACUCUGAGGAGGAAGGAGAUCAUGCCAAUGAAAACGAAGGAAAGGUAACAAAGUUUUCUGACUGGAUCCGUCUGAAACCAAUGGAGAAGUGGUCACUGGUGCAUGACACAAAGGGAGCUAGGUACGGCAUCAUGGGCGCUGAUAUAUCAAAUAUAUACAAGAAUGACCCUGUAUUGAAAGGGAUAACAUGCCUUCCGCUCAGUGCAAUAGUGGAGGUGACAUUUCUGCGCUUGGUAGAGCACUUCAAAAACACAAGUGCUGCAGCAAAUGAAGCAAUUGGCAACCCAUCAAUGAACUUUCCUGAACGGGUCCAGGAUGACAUGAAUUCAAAAAUGGAGAAAUCCAAGAUGCAUCGCGUGAUUUGCCUAGACACCAAAAACAGAAAUGUUUUCCAGGAGAAACAGUUUCGGAAUUUUACAGUUCAAUCGAGGCAGAAGAAUGAGGUUGUUCACCUGAAAUCGGAAAGCAUAAGUAAGUUUGGCGAAUCCAUAAUACAAGAAAGUGCCACCUGUUCAUGCAACAAACCACAGCUGCUUCACAGGCCCUGCACUCAUGUCAUCGCUGUCUGUUGUCAGAUUGGGGUUAGCACUGCUACAUACAUGUCUCCAUACUACAGCCUGGCCUACCUAGGUAGUAUCUGGAGUGGAAAUUUUGAUGAAUAUAAGAUCUCACAGGGUUACAGAAAUAUCACGCCAUUUGAAUGCAACACAACAACUUGGAUCCCAGACAAAAUGUUGGAGUGUGGUCUUCCUGUUUUUGUAACAUCAGACUGCCUAGAAACUGUUGCGGAUGAGUCAGAGCAACAACACAACACUGGAAAUGGAUCAACUGAAGACAAUCAAGGAACGACAACACGCACUGAAGAACCUAAUGAGAUUUAA
This is a messenger RNA of Triticum turgidum subsp. durum (durum wheat), 2403 nucleotides long. NCBI's taxonomy places the organism in Eukaryota, Viridiplantae, Streptophyta, Magnoliopsida, Poales, Poaceae. The record is from the annotation of a GenBank genome assembly.